Papaver somniferum (opium poppy) is the source of this 1840-nucleotide messenger RNA. Its product is annotated as S-adenosylmethionine decarboxylase proenzyme-like. Bases 578 to 1657 code for a protein of 359 amino acids. Gene Ontology annotation, biological process: spermine biosynthetic process; spermidine biosynthetic process. The record is from RefSeq and is a predicted model, not a curated record. The transcript has 3 exons. Gene Ontology annotation, cellular component: cytosol. Gene Ontology annotation, molecular function: adenosylmethionine decarboxylase activity. Lineage: Eukaryota; Viridiplantae; Streptophyta; Magnoliopsida; Ranunculales; Papaveraceae.
GGUAAUUUCUGCAUUGUUUCCUUGGUCAGCUGCUGGUCUAUAUAAGAACGCCUCUGAUCCAAGGAAAAAAUAAAAAGAGAAAAGCUUUCAUCUUUCAUUAGCUCUCUGCAAUCAAGUAUUGAAAUUCAAAUCAUCAAAGGUUUCUAAUCUGUUCUUUGUGUUGUUCGAAGUUCGAUAGCAAUUUCUAGGGUUUGUUUCUUUUGAGGAAAAGGAGGAGUUGCCAAAGUCUUCGUUUUGAUCAGAAAUCGUUUCAGCUUUGAAAAAGACUGAAUGAUAUUACCCAACUAAUGGAGGCUAAAGGUGGUGAAGAUUCUAGUAGUAAAUCCUUAGUUUAUGAAGCUCCUCUCGGUUACAGUAUCGAAGACAUCCGACCAGCUGGUGGAAUCAAGAAAUUCAAGUCUGCUGCUUACUGCAACUGCUCCAGGAAACCAUCCUGAUAUCUUUUAAGCCGUCUUUUGACCACUUUCAGUGGAAUUUUCUUUAGCUGUUCAGUUUCCUUCAUUGUUUUUUAAUACUCUUUCCCAACCUCAAGCCAAAUUUUCACCUCAUCUGUCAACAACCUACUUCUUUUUAAGAAAUGGCCUCACCAACCUCUGCAAUUGGUUUUGAAGGUUUCGAGAAAAGACUCGAAAUCUCAUUCUUUGAGCCUGGGGUAUUUGCUGACCCAGCAGGCAAUGGCCUUAGGGCUCUAACAAAAUCUCAACUGGACGAGAUACUAGAACCAGCUGAGUGCACUAUUGUAGGGUCCAUGUCCAAUGCUCAUCUUGACUCCUACAUACUCUCUGAGUCUAGCUUCUUUGUCUACCCAUACAAGAUGAUCAUCAAAACUUGUGGAACCACCAAGUUAUUGCUUUCAAUCCCACCUAUCCUUGAGUUAGCAAAAACUCUAUCUCUCACUGUAAAAGCUGUGAAUUACACCCGUGGCAACUUCAUUUUCCCAGGUGCUCAAACUUUCCCACACCGCAGCUUCUCAGAGGAAGUUUCAGUUCUAGACAGCCAGUUUAUUAAGCUUGGUCUGCAAAGCAGCGCAUACGUGAUGGGUGAUAAUGAAGCACAAAACUGGCAUGUGUACUCUGCUUAUGCUGAAGCAACUGGUGAUCAGACUAACCCCAAUUUCACUCUUGAGAUGUGUAUGACUGGUCUAAACAAGGAGUGUGCAUCCGUGUUCUACAAAACUGAAUCAAGCACAGCUAAUGAGAUGACUGAAGCCUCUGGCAUAAGGAAGAUUCUUCCAGAUUCUAACAUAAAUGACUUUGAGUUUGACCCAUGCGGCUACUCUAUGAAUGGUAUUGAAGGACCUGCUAUUUCUACUAUUCAUGUUACACCAGAGGAUGGUUUCAGUUAUGCAAGCUUUGAAGCAGCAGGGUAUGAUCUGAAGAAUGCUGUUGAUCUGGAACAGCUUGUAAGGAGGGUUCUGUCUUGCUUUGAGCCAAAUGAAUUCUCUGUUGCUGUGCACGCUGAUAUUGGUAAUAAUGUUCCUGAAUUGGAUUGCUGUCUUGAUAUUAAAGGAUAUAGUUGUGGGGACAGGAGUCUACAAGAAUUGGAGGAUGGUGGAUCUGUCAUUUACCAGAGCUUUGUGAAGGUUGGCAGCUGUGGAUCUCCCAGGUCUAUUUUGAAGACCUGCUGGAAAUCUGAAGAUGAAGACGAUUCCGAGUAGGAAGUGUCAUGAGUGCUAUAUUCGUUCUUGAUAUGUUAUCAAUUUGUUUCUUUGGAGUUUGUUUGUCAAUUCUGUUGGAGUAAGCAGUAACACCAGUGUCAUCUGAUAGGCCUUGUUGGUUGGUCUUUCGAACUUAAAUGCUGUUUUAUUACAAUAAUAAUAACAAUUAUGUUUUCUGUCAAA